Juglans regia (Persian walnut) is the source of this 1497-nucleotide messenger RNA. RefSeq names its product probable BOI-related E3 ubiquitin-protein ligase 2. Gene Ontology annotation, molecular function: ubiquitin-protein transferase activity. The transcript is spliced from 2 exons. Bases 388 to 1266 code for a protein of 292 amino acids. The record is from RefSeq and is a predicted model, not a curated record. NCBI's taxonomy places the organism in Eukaryota, Viridiplantae, Streptophyta, Magnoliopsida, Fagales, Juglandaceae.
UUUUCCUUUCAAGCUUUCAGCUACUUUAUAUUUCAAUCAGAAUUAUCUACUACCUAUAUAUUAACCAUAUCUUCGUUUUCCAAAGUAUAUAUAUAGGUACCGCACUCUCCCCAUCGCCACGUUUGUUUUUUGCAUGUUCCUUAAAACCAGAGCAUUGUACCAGAGAACAAGCAGAGAGAAAAAAAAAUCGAAGCCCUUUUAUUCUUCAAGAACAAGUCAAGCAAUGGUUUGAAGCAAACCCAUUUGGUCAUCUGCUAGAGAAGGGCUGAGAAAGAUCUGAGGAAAGAGGGUCUUGUUUUUUAUCGUUUGGUUUUGGUUUGGUAAUUGGUGCCGUCUGUUCUUUGUUUUGGAAGUUGUGGGUGUUGGAGGGUUGGUUUCUUUGCAAGUAUGGCCAUUCAAGCGCAGUUGUAUUCGGAGAAUCUUGGGUUUCCAUUGUGCGGCUCACAGGAUUGGGUCAUGGACAAUGGUUGUGGUGGUUUUGGUGGGUUCAAUCAAAUCUUUUCCAAUCCCCAACAGAAACAGCAAUUACAACGACAACACGUGCAGCAGCUACAAAAUCAGCAACAGAGGAAUCAGAACCUGUUUUUUGAGAACAGUUCUCAAACUUCUACCUUGGAAGACAACACCAAUGCCAUCGGCAACAAUAGUCAUCUACCAAUGCUGUAUUCUCAAAGCAUAGCUUCUCACUUUGAGGGACAGAGGCAAGAGAUAGAUCAAUAUAUCAGAGCACAGAAUGAGAGAUUGAGAUCAGUAUUGCAAGAGCAGAGAAAGCAACAACUUGCAGGACUGUUGAAGAAAAUCGAAUCAAAAUCAUAUAUUUUGCUAAAACAGAAGGAUGAGGAAAUUGCACGAGCGGCUAAUAGAACAAUGGAGCUUGAAGAUUUAUUGAGAAGAUUGGAGUCGGAGAACCAAGCAUGGCAGAGAGUGGCCCAAGAAAACGAAGCCAUGGUUGCAUCUCUUAAUAACACUCUAGAACAGGUUUUGGAAAGAGUCCCUUGUGGAUUCAACAAUGGAGCAGAAGAUGCGGAGUCUUGCUGUGGUGAAAGUAUAGAGCAAGAAGAAGCAGCACAUCAAAACAGAGAGGCAUGGUUUGAGGAUGAACCGAGAACGAGAAUGGUGUGCAAAGGCUGUAACUUUGGGAGUUCGUGCGUGCUGUUCCUUCCUUGCAGGCACCUUUGUUCAUGCAAAGCUUGUGAGGCUCUUCUCGAUUCUUGCCCCGUCUGCAGAACGGCAAAGAAGGCUAGCAUAGAGGCUUUGAUUUCCUAGGCAAAAUUCCCGAGAAAAGUAAAAAAGAAAGGAAAAACUCAUCGACCUAUGCUUGGGUUGGUUCAGUGGACGAUGAAUGAACAGUACCAACUUAGACGCAUGCACUGUUUUUAGUUUUUUAACUUUUUAUUUUUACUCUUUUAGGGUAUCUGUUUUUCAGAUUUAAGUUGUACCUUAAACAACCAAAAAUCAACUGAACGGAUAGUACAGAGCAUCUUUUCCUUUCCUGGA